Knipowitschia caucasica is the source of this 339-nucleotide messenger RNA. The record is from the annotation of a GenBank genome assembly. NCBI's taxonomy places the organism in Eukaryota, Metazoa, Chordata, Actinopteri, Gobiiformes, Gobiidae.
AUGGACCUGCCCCUGAUGGAGCUGUCCCUGAUGGAGCUGUCCCUGAUGCAGCUGUCCCUGAUGGACCUGUCCCUGAUGGACCUGUCCCUGAUGCAGCUGUCCCUGAUGGACCUGUCCCUGAUGCAGCUGUCCCUGAUGGACCUGAUCCUGAUGCAGCUGUCCCUGAUGGAGCUGUCCCUGAUGCAGCUGUCCCUGAUGCAGCUGUCCCUGAUGGAGCUGUCCCUGAUGCAGCUGUCCCUGAUGGAGCUGUCCCUGAUGCAGCUGUCCCUGAUGGAGCUGUCCCUGAUGCAGCUGUCCCUGAUGCAGCUGUUCCUGAUGCAUCUGUCCCUGAUGCAGUAG